GGAUUCUAAGGAAAAUGCCGACCUGUUGUUUACGCUUCCAGCGUCGAACAUUGGUUCCGCAUUUUUUUCUGACGGCUCUUUCCAUCCGAUACCCACGAAACACGCCAGGGAGGAAAGCUAGUGGGCAAUCGAGUGACUGAGAAGGCGUUCUUGGCUGCUCUCGAGCUGCAGCUACGCCCCAUGGAAUCUUCCACGAUACUCAAGCCCAAAUGGGUCCCAUAGAGCAGUUGAAACCUGGCGAGAAAAGGAGGCAGAAAGGGCUUAUAAAGCUCUGUAUUGAACUAAGUCCUGAGAUCAUGGACAAGUUGAUACGGAGCUAUGGGCCGUAUCCUCUUUUCUGGCGCUUCAAUGUGCGUGCUAUGAUCCAGGAACUUGAGGCGGGAAGCAAGGCAGUUUGGAGGGGGAGGGACCGGCGCUUCAUGGUCACCCGCGAACGACAUCCCAUGGGCCUCCAUUCCAGGGAGGCAGUCAGGGAUGCGAUCGAGAAGCACCAUCAGCCGCUGGGAUGUAGUACUGGUUCCCCAACGACAUCUGCGGCCCCUUUCCAAUCCUACCCGCCCACCUGCUCUAUGCCGUGCUUCCCCCCCCUCACCCCGAUCAGCGGGGGCCAAAUCUUGCCUUUCCCCAUCCCACUACCGCCGCCACCUAUACCACUGCCACCACCCCUCCCCCUCCCUCAGUUCCCAUUCCUUCGCCAGCUCCCCCCAACCAAUAGACAUCUCCAAAUGUCUCGUAUGCUUGAGUACACACCAUGUACUCGUCAGAUCUCUGAUGAAGUGCACGUUCCGACUGUUCGCGGUCGACAACCAAACCCCUUUGGCACAAUAGGUUCCCACCUUCCCACAAGGGGGAACUUAUGAGCGCAAGUCUGGCGCUGACUGUGAAGUGGAAAUUCAUCCAUUCCGGCAGCGUAGCCAAUAUAUCGAGAGACAAUCUCCUUACCCAUCAAGCUCAAUACCAGCGUCCCUCCAGUCAAUUUGUCCUUCGUGCUUCCGAUCUCGGAGCGUCGUUGUUGGAGUGUGAGCGUUGAUUCGGACUGUGUCUGUAUAUGGCAAUGAAGUAAUGAUCUAUUUAAUACAUCUUUG
Cantharellus anzutake is the source of this 1085-nucleotide messenger RNA. RefSeq lists its product as uncharacterized. The transcript has 5 exons. The coding region runs from base 210 to 860 and encodes 216 amino acids. NCBI's taxonomy places the organism in Eukaryota, Fungi, Basidiomycota, Agaricomycetes, Cantharellales, Hydnaceae. The record is from RefSeq and is a predicted model, not a curated record.